AUAUCUAUUUGUAAUGGUUAGCUUCCAUGGCAAGAAAAAUAUAUUUGAGGCAAGGAAUUGGAGUUGGUGGGUUUCAGAAGAUUUAUGGUGGGCGCAAGAGAAACGGGAGUCGCCCACCUCAUUUCUGUAAGAGCAGCGGUUCUAUUACCCGUCACAUCCUCCAACAGCUUCAACAGAUGAACAUUAUUGACAUUGAUCUGAAAGGUGGGAGGAGAAUCACUUCCAGUGGUCAGCGGGAUCUCGAUCAAGUUGCUGGUCGGAUUGUUGUCACUCCUUAAGUAGUAGAGUUUUUUCAGCAUGCAUUUAUAUUUUGGAGCUUCUGUAGGGUGUUCUCAAAUGACUUUGUAGGUUCUUGAUUCAAUGGUUUCUGAGCCUUUAUGAGGGUUAAUGAUAUAUUGAGGCUUGUUUUGUUUGGUGAGCUGACAAGUGUACAUUCAAAUGACAUGAUAUACAUGGUUUGAAAUUGGGUUAUGUUA
Molecule: messenger RNA, 476 nt
Organism: Magnolia sinica
Lineage: Eukaryota; Viridiplantae; Streptophyta; Magnoliopsida; Magnoliales; Magnoliaceae
Product: small ribosomal subunit protein eS19z-like
Exons: 2
Coding region: 27-278 (83 amino acids)
Biological process (GO): translation; ribosomal small subunit assembly
Cellular component (GO): ribosome; cytosolic small ribosomal subunit
Molecular function (GO): RNA binding; structural constituent of ribosome
Source: RefSeq, a predicted model, not a curated record